GUGCUAUUCUACCAGAGCAUUACGGUAUUUAUGCAACCCGCGGGGCGGAGGUUUACGUAACCGUUCUGUUGUCACGUGGCCGGUCGGAGGAACGGACGCCCCGGUCGUAGCCGCAGUUACCCUUUAAACCCCCGCGUGUGUCCGCACGGAGACAUGGCGGCCUUCGCUUCGAGGCUGUUCCCGGCGGCGAUGGGAAGGUUCUGCGGCGCGCGCUCACCUGCCCGCGCGCUCUCGCGUACCCCGAAAGUAACCGGAACCGGCGCCCUGGCGGGCCAGGGGGACCGAUUCGGCGGCGUGACCGUGGACCUGGCCGACACCGGUCUACCGGAGGACGUCAGCGAAAGCUCGUUCGGCAGAUUGCUUCAAGGCUCGCUGGCCCAGUGGAAAGCCGAGGGGAAAGUGGCGGUGUGGCUCCGGGUGCCCAUCUCCAUGAGCCGGUGUGCCGCCGCCGCCUCCGCCCACGGCUUCACCUUCCAUCACGCCAAACGGGACCACGCCGUGUUGGCCCUCUGGAUGGGGGACGGGGAGAGCAGGCUGCCGGGGUUCGCGACUCACCAAAUUGGAGUGGCAGGUGCAGUUGUUGAUGAAUCGAAUGGAAAAGUUCUUGUGGUCCAAGACAGAAACAAGACAAAGAAUGCGUGGAAGUUCCCCGGCGGCUUGUCUGAUCCGGGAGAAAAUAUCGGGGCCACCGCUGUCCGGGAAGUCUUUGAGGAGACCGGCGUCCGCUCCGAGUUCAAGUCGCUGCUCAGCAUCCGGCAGCAGCACGACCACCCCGGCGCCUUCGCCAUGUCGGACAUGUACAUCAUCUGCCGGCUGCGCCCGCUCAGCUACGACAUCGACUUCUGCACCCAGGAGUGUCUGCGCUGCGAGUGGCUGGAGCUGGCCGAGCUGGCCCGGACGGACCGCACCACGCCCAUCACCUCCCGCGUGGCCCGGCUCCUGCUGCGCGGCCUGGAGCGCGGCUUCGGCGAAAUCGACCUGGUCAUGGAGGAGCUGCCCGCCGUCUACUCGGGGGUGUUUUACCAGCUGUACCUCAGGCCGCUGAAAGGCUAGCGGGGUUAGCACGCCGCGGCUACACGCGUUGACAGUCAGUGUUACUGGUAUUUGAGGAGUAGUCGAGGCUGGAAUUGGGGUUGCAGUGUGUUUUUGAUUUUUUUUUUCUUCAGCGCCAGCUGGAAGCUCUGAAGAAAUAUGGUGCCAAUCUUUUU
Messenger RNA from Gasterosteus aculeatus aculeatus (three-spined stickleback), 1208 nucleotides. It is a transcript of the gene nudt6, whose product is annotated as nudix (nucleoside diphosphate linked moiety X)-type motif 6. The record is from RefSeq and is a predicted model, not a curated record. Gene Ontology annotation, molecular function: ADP-ribose diphosphatase activity; NAD binding; NADH pyrophosphatase activity. NCBI's taxonomy places the organism in Eukaryota, Metazoa, Chordata, Actinopteri, Perciformes, Gasterosteidae.